Medicago truncatula (barrel medic) is the source of this 1529-nucleotide messenger RNA. Its product is annotated as serine--glyoxylate aminotransferase. The record is from RefSeq and is a predicted model, not a curated record. Gene Ontology annotation, cellular component: peroxisome. Lineage: Eukaryota; Viridiplantae; Streptophyta; Magnoliopsida; Fabales; Fabaceae. The transcript has 6 exons. Bases 169 to 1374 code for a protein of 401 amino acids. Gene Ontology annotation, molecular function: L-alanine:glyoxylate transaminase activity; L-serine:pyruvate transaminase activity.
UUUAACAUCCAUAUUAUAAAGAGGCUUUACUCAUUCUCUCUCUCUCUCUCUCCCUUUUCAUACAAUUAAUUUUUCUAUCGUAUCACAGGAGAGAAGGCAUUCAUUCAUUCUACCAACAAAAAAAUAGGGCGAUAGUUUGAAGAUUGAGAUUUGAAGCAUAGAAGGAAGAUGGAUUUUGCUUAUGGACCUGGAAGAAAUCAUCUCUUUGUUCCUGGGCCUACCAACAUCCCUGAACAUGUUAUUCGUGCGAUGAAUAGAAACAACGAGAACCAUCGUACUCCGGCAAUAACAACAUUGACAAAAACUUUACUUGAUGAUGUCAAGAAAAUUUUCAAGACUACUUCUGGAAUUCCAUUUCUCAUCCCCACAACUGGUACCGGUGCAUGGGAGAGUGCAUUGACAAAUACAUUGUCUCCUGGGGAUCGUACCGUAUCUUUUCUAAUUGGCCAAUUCAGCUUGCUUUGGAUUGAACAACAAAAACGGCUCAACUUUAAAGUUGAUGUUGUAGAAAGUGAAUGGGGACAGGGUGCCGAUCUUGAUGCACUAGAAUCAAAACUUGCUUCGGAUAAAACACAUACCAUAAAGGCAAUUUGUAUUGUUCACAAUGAGACAACAACAGGGGUCACAAAUGACUUGACUAAAGUGAGAAAAAUCCUUGACAAGUACCAGCACCCAGCACUCAUUAUUGUUGAUGCGGUGUCUUCAAUCGGCGCUCUUGAUUUCCGCAUGGAUGAAUGGGGUGUAGAUGUGGUAGUGACGAGUUCUCAGAAAGCUCUUUCUCUUCCUACAGGAAUGGGAAUUGUAUGUGCAGGUCCUAAAGCCAUUGAGGCUACAAAAUCUGCUACAUCAGUUAGAUCUUUCUUUGAUUGGAAUGGUUACUUGAAAUGCUACAACUUGGGAACUUAUUGGCCAUACACUCCUUCCAUUCAGUUGCUCUAUGGUCUAAGGGCAGCCCUUGACUUGGUUUUUGAGGAAGGAUUUGAAAAUGUGAUUUUAAGGCACAAGCGUUUAGCCAAAGCAACCAGGCUUGCAGUAGAGGCAUGGGGAUUGAAGAACUGUUGCCAAAAGGAGGAGUGGUAUAGUGCAAGUGUGACUGCUAUUGUUGUUCCUCCUAACAUUGACAGUGGUGAAAUAGUUAGUAGGGCAUGGAAGAGAUACAAUUUAAGCUUAGGAGGUGGAUUGAACAAAGUUGCUGGAAAAGUUUUCAGAAUAGGACAUGUUGGCCAUCUAAAUGAGCUGCAACUUUUGGGAUGUCUUGCUGGUGUGGAGAUGACACUCAAAGAUGUGGGUUACCCGGUUAAGCUUGGAAGUGGAGUUGCUGCUGCUAGUGCUUAUUUACUAAACAAUGUUCCUCUAAUCCCUUCAAGAAUUUGAGUCACAUGAAUUAUUCUUGUGAUUAUUUAUUUUCUGUUUUGUCAUGUAUUAAUUCUAUAUCAGUGCAAUGCAUUGGAAAUAAUGUGAUUGGAUAGUACAUGAAUUUUAUUCGUUUUCUUUGGGAAGUUUGUUUAAGUGAUGGUGGAUUUUUAUUA